UGAGCGCGCGGAACGCGGAAGCGUGAGUCAGACAGUCAGUCAGAGUCAGUGCACCAAAGUUUCCCGAGGAACAAGAUCAGUUGCAGGAGACAAACAUGUGGCCGAAUCAAGGACCUCCGGUUCAGCCGCCCAAUCCUGCCUAUCCGGGACCUCCAAACCCUGGAUAUCCAGGCAUGCCUAUCCCAUCACACCCCGGACAGAACCCUGCCUAUCCGCCUGGCAUAAACCAGCCCAACACCAUCCCGUACAUGACCCCGAACCAACAGCCUUUCCCUCCCGGUCCGCAAGGCCCCUAUCCUGGACCGGGGCAACAGUACCCCGGCCCCUAUCCCGGAGCGGGGCAACCGUUCCCUGGACCUGGGCAUCCGGGACCGUAUCCCGGAGCUGGGCAUCCAUGCCCCAUCCCGGCUGGAAUGAGUGUACCUGGUCAUAAGAAACACAAAAAGAUGAAAAAGAUGAAGAAAGGGCAUAAAGCUCAUAAAGCUAACAAGGAACAUAAACAUAUGAAACAUGGCAAGCAUUCGUCCAGCAGUAGCAGCAGUAGCAGCAGCAGCUCAGACUGAAGAUCAGCUCCACUACAGCAUUCAUGCACUAACACACAACUUAAAUGCCUCUUUUUCUAAUGAAAACCAUGUCUAAUUUCCAGUGUCAGGGCAAUUGAGAGACAAUUGCGUAAACCAGGAGCAAUAAAAUAGAUAAUCACAUUAUGUUUUAAAUAUACCUAUAAUAUACCUAAAUUUCUGUGAAUCUGAAUGCUUUUCUCAAUCAAUUACUUUUUACAAGGCAAAAAAUAAAUAAAUAAAAUCACAUAAUGCUUCCAGGCAUGAAUCUGCAACCGUUUAUUUAACUGUGAAAUGUGAUUGACCAUCUGACUGGUUGUGAAGAGAAUUCUCGUCAGUUAACGAAACUACUUUGCCAUCAUUUAGCAUGUUUUAAUUAUUAACCUUUUACUGACAAUUAUACAAUUAUAGCCUAAAUCAAACUUAUUUAAAACUAAAUGCUUGAAUUUAUCCAUUUAGAAAAAAUAUGGUUGAGUUAACAUUUUGUUUUGUAAUAGUUAAUAGACUCAAUAAUGCUUUUGCCGAUUUUAAAAGAUUUUUGAAACAAUGCCCAUAAUUUAUUUUUUUUUUUUUGUACAUUUCUUUGUGCUUUUUACUAGUCUAAGCAAUCAACAUGUGUUGAUCAAAGUUGUUCAGGAAUUUAUGAAGCUGAAGUAGAUCUUGUUAACAUAUCCAUGAGUAAUAAAGUCACGUGAUGCAUUUCAGACUGUAGACUCUCUAAAGUGUGUGUGAGAAAUCAUUGUUGAACUCCGCUGCAUAAUUGCUGUUGGUUUAUAAUGAGGCACUUAAUGUGUUUCAAUAAAUAAUAUAUUAAAGUCCACCUGUGGUAAAAAUCCAGCUUUUAA
Pimephales promelas (fathead minnow) is the source of this 1405-nucleotide messenger RNA. It is a transcript of the gene prr13, whose product is annotated as proline rich 13. NCBI's taxonomy places the organism in Eukaryota, Metazoa, Chordata, Actinopteri, Cypriniformes, Leuciscidae. The record is from RefSeq and is a predicted model, not a curated record.